AUGUCUGCUCCUAAAGUUGUCCGUUGGGGUAUCUUGGCUACUGGUGGCAUUGCCCAAACCUUUACAACAGAUCUCCUUGUCGACCCAGCCACCCGCGGCGUCCAUCAUGUCAAGCACACCGUUGUCGCUGCCGCCUCAUCCUCAUCUGCACCCCGCGCCCAGCAGUUUCUCAAGGAUGUUGGCGCACCAGCUGAAGCAAAAGCUUACGGUUCCUAUGAGGAGCUUGUCAAGGACCCCAACAUCGAUAUAAUCUACGUCGCCACACCACACUCACAUCAUUACCAGAAUGCCAUGCUCUGCUUGGAGGCUGGAAAGAACGUGUUGUGCGAGAAGGCCUUCACCGUGAACGCGGCACAGGCGAGAGCGUUGGUGGAUAAGGCGAGGGAGAAGAACCUCUUCUUGAUGGAGGCUGUCUGGACGCGCUACUUCCCGCUCUCCAUCUACGUCCGCGAACAGAUCAAGUCCGGCCGCAUUGGGCCUCUACACCGUGUCCUCGCGGAUAACAGCAUGGCGCUCAACCCCGAGGAGAACUUCAAGGACGGCAAGCACCGUAUGGUAAACCCGGAUUUGGCCGGAGGAGCAUUGCUCGACUUGGGCAUUUACAGCUUGACCUGGGUGUUCCAGACCCUCUACCACACACAGCCUGAGACUGCACGCCAGAAGCCGAAGGUCGUUGCAGCAUUGAAGUCAUAUGGUGCAACCAAGGCCGCCGACGAGACCUCCACCGUCGUUCUCAGCUUCCCUCGACCGGAAGAGCUCGGAGGAGAGGCACAUGCCGUGGCCACCACUUCGCUGCGCGUGGCCACCGCACCUGGUGGAAACCACGAUACCGCCUCUAUCAGGAUCCAGGGACCAAAGGGAGAGAUCCAAGUUUUCCCUCCUGCAUUCCGCCCUUCGCGCACUAGGAUUAUCCUCGCGGACGGAACCGUCGAAGAGAAGAACUGGGAGUUCCCUGGCCCAGGCAAGGGCAGCGGCUGGUACAACGGUUUCGGUGGACAAAAGAACGCCGAAGGCGAGGGCCACGGCAUGUUCUGGGAGGCAGACGAGGCAGCGACUGCGUUCCUUGAGGGCCGAAAGGAGGGCAAGUAUGAGGGCCUCGAGGAGAGCGUGGUCAUCAUGGAGGUAAUGGACGAGGUCAGGCGACAAGGCGGCCUUCAGUACCCAGAGAAGAUCGAGACGACCAAGUUCCCGACCCAACUAUGA
Molecule: messenger RNA, 1203 nt
Organism: Aaosphaeria arxii CBS 175.79
Lineage: Eukaryota; Fungi; Ascomycota; Dothideomycetes; Pleosporales
Product: NAD(P)-binding protein
Exons: 2
Coding region: 1-1203 (400 amino acids)
Molecular function (GO): nucleotide binding
Source: RefSeq, a predicted model, not a curated record